AUGCAAGCAAACCUUAAGCAGCACAUGAGCAUUCACACGGAAGAGAAGCCGUUCAUCUGCCCUCAGUGUGGAAAGAGUUUCAUAUUUAAACAAAGCCUUGAGAGACACAUCAGAAUUCACACUGGGGAGAAGCCUUUUACCUGCUCCGAGUGUGGGAUAAGCUUCAUAGAGAAACAAAAGCUUAACAUUCAUAUGAGAAUUCACACUGGGGAGAAACCAUUCACUUGUUCUGAUUGUGGAAAGAGUUUUACAGUGAACAGGAGCCUUAAGAGACACGUGAGAAUUCACACUGUAGAGAAACCAUUCACCUGCACCCAAUGUGGAAAGAGCUUCACGGAAAAAGGACACCUUGAAAGUCACAUGGGAAUUCACACUGGAGAGAAGCCUUUCACCUGCUCUGAGUGUGGAAGGAGUUUCACAGUGAACAGAAACCUUAAGAGACACAUGAGCAUUCACAUGGAAGAGAAGCCUUUCACCUGCCCUCAGUGUGGAAAGAGCUUCACAGAACAAGAGCACCUUAAAAGUCACAUAACCAUUCACACUGGACAGAAAUCUUUCACCUGCUCCGAGUGUGGAAAGAGUUUCCCAGUGAAACAAGGCCUUAAGAGACACGUGAGAAUUCACAUUGGAGAGAAGAAUUUCACAUGCUCUGAGUGUGGAAAAAGUUUCAUGCAGCAAGGACACCUUCAAAACCACAUGAGAAUUCACACUGGAGAGAAGCCUUUCAUCUGCUCUGCGUGUGGAAAGAGGUUCACAAUGAACAUUACCCUUGAGAGGCACAUGAAAAUUCACACUGGAGAGAAACCUUUUGCCUGCCCUUAUUGUAUGAUGAGUUUCACAGUGAAACAAGGCCUUGAGAGACACACGAGAAUUCACACUGGAGAGAAACCUUACAUCUGCUCUGAAUGUGGAAGGAGUUUCACAGUGAAACAAAGCCUUAAAAGUCACAUGAGAAUUCACACCGGAGAGAGACCUUCUGACAGAGUGGAGAAAUCUCCUCUACCACCACCUGUGUGCAGCAUCCAUCCAAAUGAUGCAAAGUCAGUCGAAGCGUACCAGGACACCCACCAGCUAUUGGAGGAGCGUGAUUAGUCAAUCUAUUUAAAUGACUGGAAUGGCCAGGACUGAUAAGAGACCAGUAGAUGCCAAUAAACACAUGGUAAAUAGAAGAAUUUGAUACAAUGAAAGUGUUGUAACCGAAGCCAUCACUGCAAUUUAGUAAUUUGUGAUUUUUUUCCCCCUGUAUAUUUAUUUCUAUUUUUGUAUAUUUACU
Molecule: messenger RNA, 1273 nt
Organism: Sinocyclocheilus rhinocerous
Lineage: Eukaryota; Metazoa; Chordata; Actinopteri; Cypriniformes; Cyprinidae
Product: gastrula zinc finger protein XlCGF8.2DB-like
Exons: 1
Coding region: 1-1092 (363 amino acids)
Biological process (GO): regulation of transcription by RNA polymerase II
Molecular function (GO): DNA-binding transcription factor activity, RNA polymerase II-specific; RNA polymerase II cis-regulatory region sequence-specific DNA binding
Source: RefSeq, a predicted model, not a curated record